AUGACGGACCCAGUGGAAAUGCUGGACGCCAUGUUAAAGACAACUGGUUUUGACCCUGCAGGCUUUUCUAGAGACUCAGCAGUCAUUUCGAGGGUGAACAGUUACUACUCACAGAAAUACAAUGGAAUCGAUCGACCAGAACUAAUUUUCUUCAGGGCGCUUUAUGAAACACUCGGUGAUGGUUUAGAUGACCGCUUCGGAGGGCAGUUUUAUGCUGACAAUGAAAAUUCAGAAAUUGGUUCAAUCACUGACAAAAUACAAUGGAAUCGAUCGACCAGAACUAAUUUCUUCAGGGCGCUUUAUGAAACACUCGUUGAUGGUUUAGAUGACCGCUUCGGAGGGCAGUUUUAUGCUGACAAUGAAAAUUCAGAAAUUGGUUCAAUCACUGACAGUUGUGCUCCUUCCAGUUACACGCCUACUCACAUUAUAUCAACCACAACAAGUUGGUAUCUAUCAUCUAGUCAAACUUCUAUUUCAAGGUCAGGAAUCUCAAAUGUCGUACAUCAUACAAACAGCAAGGUGAUAAUGAGUUCAUUUGUUACCGGUCAAACUUCAACAUCUGGAUCAAGAGCCAUAAACAUCAUAUCUACACCAAGCAGCCACAUGAUAAUGACCUCAUCCCCUGCAGGUCAAACAACUGCAACUGGGCCUCUGCCAGGUACCUCAAACACCGUAUCUCCUACAAGAAGCCAUGUGAUCAUUACCUCAUUAACUACGGGCCAAACUUCCACAUUAAGAUUAAGUACCUCAAACGUUAUGUCUCAGACAAGCACUUUCGUGAUAAAAGGCUCGUCUGCUUACAGUCAAACGAUUUCAUCUGCAUCUAGAACCGCAAACGUGAUAUAUCCAAGCAACAAUUUGAUAAUGACUUCAUCUGCUACUGACCAAAAAACUACAUCUGGAUCAGGCAUCUUACAUGUCUUAUCUCCAACUAGCAGUCAUGUGACAAUGACUUCAUCUUCUACUGGUCAAACUACUACAUCUGGACCAAGUACCUCAAACGGUAUAUCUUCUACAAGCAGCGAUGUUAAAAUAACUUUGUCUUCUACUGGUCAAACUACUUCAUCUGGACCAAGUACUUCAAGAGGUAUAUCUCCCACAAACAGCUGGGUAAUGACUUCUACUGGUCAGACGACUUCCUCUGGAUCAAGUACCUCAAGCGGUAUAUCUCCUACAAUCAGCCAUGCGAUAAUGACUUCAUCAAUUACUGGUCAGACGACUUCCUCUGGAUUAAGUACCUCAAGCGGUAUAUCUUCUACAAGCAGCCAUGUAAUAAUGACUUCAUCUUCUACUAGUCAAACUACUGGACCAAGUACCUCAAGGGGAAUAUCUACUACAAGCAGCCAGGUAAUAAUGACUUCAUCAGCCACUGGUCAGACGAGUUCCUCUGCAUCAAGUAUAUCUAGUUCUACAAACAGCCAGGUGAUAAUGACUUCAUCUGUUACUGGUCAGACGAGUUCCUCUGCAUCAAGUACCUCAAGGGGUAUAUCUCCUACAAGCAGCCAGGUGAUAAUGACUCCAUCUAUUAUUGGUCAGACGACUUACUCUGGAUCAAGUACCUCUAGUGGUAUAUUUCUUACAAGCAGCCAGGUGAUAAUGACCUCAUCAGCCACUGGUCAGACGACUUCCUCUGGAUCAAGUACCUCUAGUGGUAUAUCUCCGACAAAAAGCCAGGUGAUAAUAACUUCAUCUGUUAUUGGUCAGACGACUUCCUCUGGAUCAAGUAUCUCUAGUGGUAUAUCUCCUUCAAGCAGCCAGGUGAUAAUGACAUCAUCAGCCACUGGCCAGACGAUUUCCUCUGGAUCAAGUACUCCAAGCGCUUUAUCUCCGACAAGCAGCCAGGUGAUAAUGACUACAUCUAUUAUUGGUCAGACGACUUCCUCUGGAUCAAGUACCUCUAGUGGUAUAUCUCUUACAAGUAGCCAGGUGAUAAUGACUUCGUCAGCCACUGGUCAGACGACUUCCUCUGGAUCAAGUACCUCUAGUGGUAUAUCUCCGACAAGAAGCCAGGUGAUAAUGACUUCAUCUGUUACUGGUCAGACGAGUUCCUCUGCAUCAAGUACCUCAAGGGGUAUAUAUCCUACAAGCAGCCGGGUGAUAAUGACUCCAUCUAUUACUGGUCAGACGACUUCCUCUGGAUCAAGUACCUCUAGUGGUAUAUCUCUUACAAGCAGCCAGGUGAUAAUGACUUCAUCAGCCACUGGUCAGACGACUUCCUCUGGAUCAAGUACCUCUAGUGGUAUAUCUCCUACAAGCAGCCAGAUAAUAAUGACUUCAUCAGCUACUGGUCAGACGAUUUCCUCUGGAUCAAGUACUCCAAGCGCUUUAUCUCCGACAAGCAGCCAGGUGAUAAUGACUACAUCUAUAAUUGGUCAGAUGACUUCCUCUGGAUCAAGUACCUCAAGUGAUAUAUCUCUUACAAGAAGCCAGGUGAUAAUGACUUCGUCAGCCACUGGUCAGACGACUUCCUCUGGAUCAAGUACCUCUAGUGGUAUAUCUCUGACAAGAAGCCAGGUGAUAAUGACUUCAUCUGUUACUGGUCAGACGAGUUCCUCUGCAUCAAGUACCUCAAGGGGUAUGUCUCCUACAAGCAACCAGGUGAUAAUGACUUCACCAGCCACUGGUCAGAUGACGUCCUCUGGAUCAAAAACCUCUAGUGGUAUAUCUCCGACAAGAAGCCAGGUGAUAAUGUCUUCAUCUGUUACUGGUCCGACGACUUCCUCUGGAUCAAGUACCUCAAAGGGUAUAUCUCCUACAAGCAGCCAGGUGAUAAUGACUUCAUCAGCCACUGGCCAGAUGAUUUCCACUGGAUCAAGUACCUUUAGUGGUAUAUCUCCUUCAAGCAGCCAGAUAAUAAUGACUUCAUCAGCCACAGGUCAGACGAUUUCCUCUGGAUCAAGUACUCCAAGCACUAUAUCUCCGACAAGAAGCCAGGUGAUAAUGACUACAUCUAUUAUUGGUCAGACGACUUCCUCUGGAUCAAGUACCUCUAGUGGUAUAUCUCCGACAAGAAGCCAGGUGAUAAUGACUUCAUCAGCCACUGGUCAGACAACUUCCUCUGGAUCAAGUACUCCAAGCGCUAUAUCUCCGACAAGCAGCCAGGUUAUAGUGACGUCAUCUGCUUCCAGUCAGACAACGUCUGCAACACCGAGUUCUUUAACCACAAACAUUGCUUGUGUACCAGGAACUGGAUACUGUUCCGACCCCGGUCUUGAAUCCGGCGGUAUGUGA
Messenger RNA from Mercenaria mercenaria, 3231 nucleotides. Its product is annotated as serine-rich adhesin for platelets-like. The record is from RefSeq and is a predicted model, not a curated record. The transcript has 3 exons. The coding region runs from base 1 to 3231 and encodes 1076 amino acids. Lineage: Eukaryota; Metazoa; Mollusca; Bivalvia; Venerida; Veneridae.